Molecule: messenger RNA, 1997 nt
Organism: Heteronotia binoei (common prickly gecko)
Lineage: Eukaryota; Metazoa; Chordata; Lepidosauria; Squamata; Gekkonidae
Gene: ZBTB8A
Product: zinc finger and BTB domain containing 8A
Exons: 4
Coding region: 173-1615 (480 amino acids)
Biological process (GO): regulation of transcription by RNA polymerase II
Molecular function (GO): DNA-binding transcription factor activity, RNA polymerase II-specific; protein binding; RNA polymerase II cis-regulatory region sequence-specific DNA binding
Source: RefSeq, a predicted model, not a curated record
GGGAGCCGGCGAGCGCCCCUGCUCGCCUCGGCCCGCCCGCUCGCGCCUCCUGGGCGACGUCGGACAGCGCCCGACCGGCCACCGAGCCAGCCCCGCCGGGCGCCAUCGGCUGCCACGGGCGCGGCGCUCGGAGAGCCGCGACAAAAGCGGAGGACUUCAUCCCAGUUUGAGCAUGGAGAUUUCUUCCCACCAGUUCCACCUCCUGCAGCAGUUAAAUGAGCAGCGCAGGCAGGACCUGUUCUGUGACUGCAGCAUUUUGGUUGAGGGGAAAGUCUUCAAAGCCCAUCGGAAUGUGCUCUUUGCCAGCAGUGGCUACUUCAAAAUGCUCCUUUCCCAGUGCUCUAAAGAAGCCAGCCAGCCCACAACAGCCACUUUCCAAGCCUUUUCUCCUGAAACAUUUUCCGUUAUCCUGGAUUUUGUGUAUUCGGGCAAACUCUCCCUUACCGGGCAAAACGUAAUCGAGGUCAUGUCCGCUGCCAGCUACCUGCAAAUGACUGAUGUUAUUAGCGUUUGUAAGACGUUCAUUAAAUCUUCCCUGGACAUCAGCGAGAAGGAAAAGGAUCGCUAUUUCAGCCUCUCGGACAAGGAAGUGAACUCAAAUGGUGUGGAACGUUUGUGCCUCUACGGGCCUGGCUGGAAAGUGGAGAGCAGCCCACCCCAUGCGCACUUAAGCCCAGAUCAGGGGACAUGUAUAGUCAGUGGGAAUUCGUGGAGCAGUUUCAGCUAUUACCCGUCUGCUCAGCGGAAUGCCCAGCAGCUGUCCAAGCAGGACCAAUGGCAAGAUUCCAUGAAGAAAAGCAGCAAACACACAGGAUUGCCACAGACCACGGACAUCCCUCACUAUAAAUCGAGCAAGCUGGACGAGCAAGCUUCAGAGCCUGCAAGCCACGUUCCUGCUUCAGAAGAGGAUGUCCAGAUUGAUUCUGAAGGGGAUUCUGGUCACAGUGGCUACCAGUACAGUCAGGGAUCUGACACCCUUCCAAGAGGCUUGGCGAUGCCGCAGCAAGAGCACGAAUCCCCCCAUUCUGCUGGCAAGUUGAAAUCACCCAAGGGGGAUGAGCAAUAUCCCAGCAUGCACUCAGUAUUGGGCGUAAUGGGGAGCUGGGCUGACGAUGAUCUGCCCAGAAUGAGAUUCAAGUGCCCCUUUUGUACUCAUGUGGUGAAACGUAAAGCAGACCUGAAGCGCCACCUUCGCUGCCACACAGGAGAACGGCCUUAUCCCUGCGAAGCUUGCGGAAAGCGGUUCAGCAGGCUGGACCACUUGAGCAGCCACUUCCGGACAAUCCACCAGGCUUGCAAACCCAUCUGCCGAAAAUGCAAGCGUCAUGUCACUGAAAUGACUGGACAGGUAGUCCAGGAAGGAACGAGACGGUACAGACUUUGCAAUGAAUGUCUGUCUGAAGCGGGCAUUGACAGCAUCCGGAUUGACCUGGACACAGAACCACCACCUGAGUUCCCGCUGGAAGAAGACAAGGAAUCAAGCUGGAAUUACGGGGAAGACAACAAGUCAGACAUUGAGAUUGUCGAGGAUGGGUCAUCUGACUUGGUCAUCCAGCAAGUCGAUGACAGUGACGAUGAGGCAGAGGAAAAAGAUAUAAAACCAAAAGUUAGCUAGUUAUGAAUGAACUGAUGAAAGGCCCUGUCUUUUUCUGUUGACCCUCCCUUUUGUCUUGACCAUAGACUCCCAGCCAGCCCGUGGUUAACAUAUCAUCUAUUAUAUAGGCUUUCUAUGACUCAGUCUCAAAUUGCAUGCAUUUAUGGACAUGCUGUGUGUCUCCUUUGAAUUUAGUUACUCCCAAGUAUCAAUAUUUUGUUGCAUAAGAAAAAAAAAAUCCAUCCCGAGAUGGAAUCAUGUAUGAACAAUUUACUGCUGAACUUCAACAGUGACAACUUUUGAUAUAGCCUAAAUGGAUCUCUUCUCAAGUCUUUUUCAAUGUUGGGGAAGGGAAGCAGCACCAAAUAAAGUUAACGACUUCAUUGUAAGUUACUCUAUUAAA